Messenger RNA from Penicillium cinerascens, 1905 nucleotides. RefSeq lists its product as uncharacterized. The record is from RefSeq and is a predicted model, not a curated record. NCBI's taxonomy places the organism in Eukaryota, Fungi, Ascomycota, Eurotiomycetes, Eurotiales, Aspergillaceae. Gene Ontology annotation, biological process: karyogamy involved in conjugation with cellular fusion; nuclear membrane fusion involved in karyogamy. Gene Ontology annotation, cellular component: endoplasmic reticulum membrane. The coding region runs from base 1 to 1905 and encodes 634 amino acids. The transcript has 8 exons.
AUGAAGAGGCACUUAUCCCCUUGGCUGGCCCUUGUCCUGCUCUUCGGUGCUCUCACUCGAGCUCUCAAAGACCCCAGCCGGGCGCAUAUUGCCGAAAGUGGCAACCUUCCAGUUUAUCAAGAGAUCUCAAACGGUAGUAACGUCAUUUCCUAUCUGUCAUCGAAAACACCUCAUCAAAACGCGAUCUUCUCCGAAGCAGUGCAUCUCUUGGAAUCCGUGUCGACGUUACCAUCAUGCGCUCGCAUCGCGUCGGUGAAGCUGGUGACCUCCUGCAAAUCCUUCGAGGGCAAUGAUAAUGCGGAUCGGGUAUCCCAUGAGACCUUGGAUCGCAUCCGAUCAGUCUAUGCUGCUCGCCUCGCAAUAUGCGAGCUCGAAGGUGCAGGCGCCUCAGUCCCCGCGCCUUGCCUCCCUGUCACCCUUGCGCCUCCAGCGUCAAAAAUUCGAUUUGGGUUCAUGAGUAAGACCAAUGCUCCUGACACCGGCACAGUUCUUGUUCCAAAAGAGCUGCUCGAGCAGUGCCUCAAGGCUCUUGAGUCACGGCCCCAGUGGUGGACUUCCUACAGCAACAGUCGGCAGAAUGCCAUGGUCAUUUGCCAAGCCUCGCGGAUUGAGGUCGAGAAAGAGGAACUACUGCAACUUCACCGUUCCAUAUUGAGGAGCAGCAUCAAGUUGGACGAGGGGUUUCAUCAAGCGUUGCGCAAUGCCGUAAUGGAAGCGUCGCAGCACGAAGCCUUUGUACAAGCUGUCCAAUCACUACAAGGGAAGCUUGUGACAGAUAUGGAGGCCGGCCAGUCUUUCUUUCAAAAGACAUUGAAAGGCUUUCUUCGUGAUAUUGCACUCGGAAUUGACACCUUGAAUGCUGCUGUCACAUCGGCGCUGGGCCGUGUGCGGUCAGAGACUGCAGUCCUCGAAAAGAACAUUCAAAACGCCUCAGGUCAGGUCAACGCUCUCCAACAAGCUUUGCAAUUUGCGCAUCAAGAUUCCUUAUCCAGGAACCAGCUGGCUCUCCGUGCGCAUGAAGACAACACUCAGGCUUACCAAGACCUUGCCUCGGUACUACAAUUGUCACUUGAGUCACUGGUGGAGACAGACAUGGCAAGACUCUUCCAAAGUGUAGGAAGAUUAGAUGCUUCUUUGGAAUGGCUCACAAGCCGACUGAUCCUUGUCCUCAAACAAGAGAACAAAAUGGCCGAGCGACUACAAACCAUGGAGGCAGCCAUGGAACAAUCGCAAGCAAAGGCGGAUGAGCUGCAAAAAGGUCAGAACAUGCAAGUCCAAGCGCUAGCAGCGCAAUUCCAAGUCCAAAAGGAGAUGCAAUAUAACGCGCAGAUCUCCCAGGCCUUGCUGGACAAGGCCGCCACAACUGCUGCGAAUCUACACACCAUCAUCGACGAAGCAGCCACAAAAUACAAACAAAUACCGAACUUGCACUUCCACGGUCUCUCUACUUGGACACUAUGCGGUGUCCUGCUCAUUCUCAUCGGAGCCCAUAAUAUGAAAGCUGCCGUCAGCGUAUUCUUCUUGGUACUCGCCCCCGACGCGUUCGCCCAAGUGAAGAAGGGACUCAAGGCUAUCUUCAGCCGUAAAAAGGAGAAGAAGGAUAUUUCCAAGCCCGAGGAGAAGCCCGCUGCUACCGAGACUCCAGCUGCAACCACCACCGCGGCUGCACCUGCUGCCGAGCCCAGUCCAACCCCGGCUCCGGCUCCGGCUCCUGCCCAGGAGCCCGCUGAAACCACGAAGCCCACCGAGGUCAAGCCCGAAGAGACCUCCGCCCCGGCUGAGACCCCCACCGAGGUGCCAGCCGGCGCAAGCAACGAAGACCGACGAGCCAACCAAAUAAGGUGCACAGCAGUUGGCACUAGGAUGCAUCUACGUUCUGUCCUGUCCCUUCCCCGCGCCCUUUAA